This is a messenger RNA of Parastagonospora nodorum SN15, 1419 nucleotides long. RefSeq lists its product as hypothetical. The record is from RefSeq and is a predicted model, not a curated record. The transcript is spliced from 2 exons. The coding region runs from base 1 to 1419 and encodes 472 amino acids. Lineage: Eukaryota; Fungi; Ascomycota; Dothideomycetes; Pleosporales; Phaeosphaeriaceae.
AUGGCGCACCAGUUCGCAGAUAGCGAUCGCGCGAUCAACACAAACCUCGUGCGCUACGACUUCAAGGCCGAUGCCUCAGAGUCGGUGCCUAACUCGGUUCGCAUACGCUUUGCUUCGAGGCUGAAGCCCCGCGGAGGAGAAGGAAAGCUUGUGGAUUUGGUCAACAACGGAAAGAUCAGAGUCCCGCCCACUAAGCCAACAGACACUGAGCUUAACUGCACGGAAGCUGAUGAGAAGAAUGUUGGCUUAUGGAUUGGCAUGCGUCCACCUGGCGCUGAAAAUUACACGCGAAAAAAUCUGGGAGGCUCUCUUAACGGGAUGAGCGUCUUCAGCAGUAAGGACUCUGCUAUUAAAGUCAUCGCCCACGACCCCAACGCGCUCCGCGUUGUAUGCGUCAACUCUGGACACGCCCACGCAAACUUCUUCGCCCUAGCUAAUGUCAAUAGCGAGGGCCUUUGCGAAGCCAUUGAGUGCAAGGCACCCGAAAUUUUCUAUUUUGAGCCAUAUCGUGUCGACACUGAUAAGGCAAAUGGUCAACGAGAAGGGGGCUGGAACCGCAAGAUUGUGGAGAUCAUGAAACCGGCAGAGCGAGCAUCAGAAUCAUGGCCAAAGAGCUACGACAAAGAAAAGUUCCUAGUGGAAAUGCCGCAGUCUCGAAUGAACGACAUCGUUGGUAUCAUCUCAACGUACCUACUCAACCCGAACGUGGAGAGCUCCCUGUUAGACAGGGCCCUGAAACUGUUAACUGAGGAAGGCGACGAGGUUUCUGAGGGCAGUGAAAUGCUUCCCCUACUUGCCAUGGAUCCCAAUUCCAUUGAAGAGAAUGACUGCAAGCAGCUCAAGAGCGAGCUUGAGUCUGCGUAUCCCGGAAUUGAGGAGAUGGAAAUAACUGAUGGGGAGCUUUACAGCAUGUGCCAAGCUUGCGCUGAGGGAAACCUCAUCCUCCCAUAUAUGCACAUCAGGCCUUUUGUUGUCGCAUACAUAUACCACACAAGAGUAGAUCCACAAAUCACGGAAGACGGCGCCCUUGUGAUCCAGACGCUGCAAAUGGUCCAGCUCCAGAGCGGUAUGAAACCUCAGCCACCGCCCAUGGUACCAGGAGAUAGCAUUCGUACUCUCAUCCACACCAUGGCCGAAUCGUUGCAACAGGUCCUAGACCACUCUAUCGAGCAGAACAAGAGCGUGGCUGAAAGCCAAGGUAACGCAGUGGUGGCUGACGCACUUCCGAAGGUCUUUGAAAAGUGGGGAACCACCUUCGACGUCGAAGUCACAAAAGUCUAUGGCGCACAGGUGUUUCGGUACCUCGCCUACAUGGUGUUGCCAGCGGUGACGAAAGAUUUGCACAAGGCACUCAAGGCACGAAUCUCAAUGUUCAGGGCAUUAGAAGCAGGAUGGGAUAUGGGCGAGGACCAGGGAUGA